CUAGUACAAAAAAGGAGCACCUCCCUCUACUGAAGCACUUCUGCAUCCACCCUCCUUGUUUUUCGUCUUUCUUCCCCCUGCACGGCGUCUCAGCAUUUCCUUGGAUUCUUCCCGUCUCUGCACUCACCUGAGAUCCCACCAUCAUGGAUCGCUCAGUACAGGAGCUUUUCCUCAACUUUAUGAUCGUCUUAAUCACCGUGAUGCUGAUGUGGCUGCUGGUGAAAACAUACCAGGACUGAACCAUUCAACGAGAGGUGAUGGAGGGAACCUAGCACGGUUUUAUAAGACUUUGUAUUGCUACUGAUUGAUCUGUUUCCAAACAUGGGGUUUACAUCUCUCAGCUCUUUCAGUACACAUUUAUAUUUCUAGUCCAGAAUAUUUCAGGAUUGCCAAAGCUCUAUGUCAUUUUUUCUAGAUGAGCAGCAUGUCAUUCUGGGGAGUGAAGCCCUUGGAUCUGUAUUUGUAUUCAGAGAUGUUUUUAAACGUGGUCUUGAAUUUUGGCAAAAGCCAAACUUGAAGUCAGAGGAGAGAUCGAAGGUGAAAUAGAAAUGCAUUGAAAGGGAUUUAAGGUCCUGUUUUUUCCUCCAACAGCAAUGUCUAGACCUACAUAUGUACCUCUAAACAGUGACCAGCGCAUGCCUCUGUGUCAUUCAUAUAACUGAUGGUACAUUGAUCCAAGCUGUGGUGUCUGUUCUAUUUUAAGUGAUGAAUGUGCAAAAUGCAGACUCCGUAUUCACUGAAAGAGGACGUCGACACAAUUUUUGAAGCUCUAUGUUUAUGUUCAUUUUCACUUGCAAUUAAACAGUCGUCCAUGUA
Molecule: messenger RNA, 816 nt
Organism: Labrus bergylta (ballan wrasse)
Lineage: Eukaryota; Metazoa; Chordata; Actinopteri; Labriformes; Labridae
Product: sarcolipin
Cellular component (GO): membrane
Molecular function (GO): enzyme regulator activity
Source: RefSeq, a predicted model, not a curated record